This is a messenger RNA of Impatiens glandulifera, 3100 nucleotides long. RefSeq names its product ribonuclease J. The record is from RefSeq and is a predicted model, not a curated record. The transcript is spliced from 17 exons. The coding region runs from base 215 to 2920 and encodes 901 amino acids. Lineage: Eukaryota; Viridiplantae; Streptophyta; Magnoliopsida; Ericales; Balsaminaceae.
AAGAAAUCCAAAAAAAAAAAAUCUUCUUUUUACGAAAAACUCACACUAUACACUAUCAUCUCUAUCUCUUACUCCGGCGCUUCCAUCUGACCACAAGAUUAUUAGGGUUCCGGCUAUCUCCCUCCGGCGACGGCGCUUUUAUCAUCUGUAACAAGAACAUGUUGAAGUUUUCCCGUGUCAAUUUAUAAAAGGUACAUCAGCAUUCAGUAUUCAAAUGGCUACUUUCACUGCGUUUUCUAUCUGUCCAUACAACUUUUCACAUACAAAUCUUCAACAACGCCGCAUUUCCAACUGCCUUGCUGCUCCUUCAUCGAUAGGUGUACAUGGUUCUAAUGUAACUCGUAGAAGAUCAAGAAAAAUGGAAGGUGCUAGUAAAAGUAUGGAAGAUUCUGUUCAACGUAAGAUGGAACAGUUUUAUGAAGGUAUUGAUGGACCGCCUAUUCGUGUUCUUCCAAUUGGUGGAUUGGGUGAGAUUGGGAUGAACUGUAUGUUAGUUGGAAAUUAUGAUAGAUAUAUCUUGAUAGAUGCCGGUGUCAUGUUUCCAGACUUUGAGGAUCUUGGUGUUCAGAAAAUUGUUCCUGAUACUACUUUUAUUAAGAAAUGGUCUCAUAAAAUUGAGGCUGUUAUUAUUACUCAUGGUCAUGAAGAUCAUAUUGGUGCCUUGCCUUGGGUUAUCCCGGCUCUAGACCCUCGUACACCGAUCUUUGCCUCAUCCUUUACAAUGGAGCUAAUUAAGAAGCGUUUGAAGGAGUACGGAUUUUUUGUUCCAUCUAGGCUUAAAGUAUUUAAAACUAAAAAGAAAUUCACUGCUGGACCAUUUGAGAUAGAGCCUAUCAGGGUCACCCAUUCUAUACCUGAUUGUUCUGGAUUGGUUCUUCGAUGUGCUGAUGGAACUAUUCUUCACACUGGAGACUGGAAGAUUGAUGAAUCACCACCGGACGGGCAAGAAUUUGAUCGGUUAGCUCUAGAGGAACUUUCAAAGGAGGGAGUAACACUGAUGAUGAGUGACUCGACAAACAUAUUAUCGCCUGGAAGGACAUUUAGUGAGAAAGUUGUAGCAGACUCUUUAUUGAAGCAUAUUUCAUCUGCUAAAGGAAGGGUUAUUACCACUCAAUUUGCUUCAAAUAUUCAUCGUCUUGGGAGUGUGAAAGCAGCAGCAGAUUUAGCAGGCAGAAAGAUGGCAUUUGUCGGUAUGUCCUUAAGAACUUAUCUGGAGGCUGCAUGGAAAGACGGGAAGGCACCAAUUGAUCCAUCAACUCUGGUUAAAGUGGAAGAUAUUGAUGCAUAUGCCCCUAAAGAUUUGCUUAUUGUUACCACGGGCUCUCAAGCAGAACCGCGUGCUGCCCUAAAUCUUGCAUCUUUUGGAGGUAGUCAUUCACUCAAAUUGACAAAGGAAGACAUAAUUUUAUACUCUGCAAAGGUAAUUCCUGGCAAUGAAUCUCGGGUGAUGAAAAUGUUUAAUCGCAUAUCAGAGAUUGGAUCAACAAUCGUUAUGGGAAAAAAUGAACAGUUGCAUACAUCGGGUCAUGCACACCGUGACGAAUUGGAGGAGGUACUGAGAAUUGUCAAGCCACAACAUUUCCUUCCUAUUCAUGGCGAGCUUUUGUUCCUAAAAGAGCACGAAUUGCUUGGUAGAAGUACAGGAGUUCGACACACUACAGUUAUAAAAAAUGGAGAGAUGCUCGGUGUUUCACAUUUGAGAAACCGAAGGGUUUUGUCUAACGGCUUUGUUUCACUGGGGAAGGAGAAUUUGCAGCUUAUGUAUAGUGACGGUGACAAGGCGUUUGGAACGUCUGCAGAUCUUCGCCUUGACGAGAGACAAAGAAUUGCUUCAGAUGGUAUUGUUGUGGUCAGCAUGGAGAUUUUACGCCCGCAAGAGUCAGCUGAUUCGACAGAGAGAACUUUAAGAGGAAAAAUAAGAAUAACCACCCGCUGCAUGUGGCUCGAUAAAGGGAAACUUAUGGCCGCACUUCAUAAAGCCGCCCAUGCUGCUCUGUCGGGUUGUCCAGUCGGUUGUCCUUUAGCUCACAUGGAGAAAACAGUUUCAGAAGUACUGAGAAAAAUGGUUAGGAAGUACAGUAGCAAAAGGCCUGAAGUCAUUACAAUUGCCACUGAAAAUCCAGCAGCUGUUUAUGCUGAGGAUCUCAAUGCUAGGCUAAUGGGUAAGUCAGAUGUCGGUUAUGAAAUACCUACGAUGAGAAAAGUGGUGGAUGGGCAAUAUAAACAGAGAUUUCCAUCUAGGGUGGAAAUUGAAGAAAGUAAAGUUGAAGCAAAUUUGAUUGAUAACCGAGGGGAAGAAGACCUGGAAGUUGUUGGUAAUAUAGCUGGUGAAAGACUUGAAUCUGUUGAAGAUGCUUCUACAUCAGGCUCAGAGUUACCGGAAAGUUCAUUAGAUUCAGAGUCGUCAUCAUCGUCAGAUGAUUUCUGGAAGGGGUACGUAAAAUCUUCUCAAGCUGAUGAUUCUGUAGACAAAGACAAAUUCAAAGGAAAUGGUUCGAUCGGGGAUGAGAUACAUUUGGACAAAGUUGUUAAGAUAGAUUCAUCAGAGAAGGUUGAAGAAUCAGUUGAAACAGAAAAUCCUAGUUUAAAAGAUCUCCCAAAUCCCGACAACAACAAGAAGGCAGUAAAAAGGAACAAGUGGAAAGCGGACGAGGUGAAAAAGUUAAUAAGCAUGCGAGGCGAACUCAACAGUAAAUUCCAAGUAGUGAAAGGGAGAAUGGCUCUAUGGGAAGAGAUAUCUUCCAAAUUUCUUGCAGACUAUGAGAUUAUCAGAAGUCCUGGACAAUGCAAAUCUUUGUGGACAUCUCUUGUUCAGAAAUACGAGGAAGUCAAGAAUGAUCAGAAAGGCGAGACAAGCUGGCCUUAUUUCCACGACGUGGACACCAUUUUAUCGGAGUAUGGAGAGACGGUUACAAAAUGAUAAACUUCCCUUGGCUGUAGAAGAGCACAGUUGGUUGGUUGUAUGAAGAAAAAGAAAAAAAAGGUUUCACUUUCAAAUUCUUCAGUUUUUAUUUAGUGUAAGGAUUAGCAAAAUUCAUUAAAUUAGCCCUGCACAUGUAUGACAAUUUUGAUCUGAUUAAUAUUCCAUAUUAUUUAUUUA